GCGGGUAGCGGGCGGAGGGAACUCCCUCCCGUGACGUCGGGGCGGGACGGGGGCGGAAGUGACGCGCGGCGGAGGUCCCCGCCCCCUCCCGCAGGAGCCAGGAGAGGAAGCGGCCGCAGGGAGGACCCCGGCCCGAGAGGCGCUGCCCCUCCCACCAUGGCGGCCCCUGCCAACGCUCAGACCGCCAGCAAGACCUGGGAGCUCAGCCUGUACGAGCUGCACCGGACCCCGCAGGAGGCCAUCAUGGACGGGACGGAGAUCGCCGUCUCCCCCCGCAGCCUGCACAGUGAGCUGAUGUGCCCCAUCUGCCUGGACAUGCUGAAGCACACCAUGACCACCAAGGAGUGCCUCCACCGCUUCUGCUCCGACUGCAUCGUCACGGCGCUGCGCAGUGGGAACAAGGAGUGCCCGACCUGCCGGAAGAAGCUGGUCUCCAAGCGGUCGCUGAGGCCGGACCCCAACUUUGACGCCCUCAUUUCCAAGAUCUACCCCAGCCGGGACGAGUACGAGGCCCACCAAGACCGAGUCCUGGCCAAGCUGAACCGCCUCCACAACCAGCAGGCCCUGCGGAGCAGCAUGGAAGAGGGCCUCAAGAUGCAGGCCAUGACCAGAGGACAGCGCGUCCGCAAGCACCCUCAGGAGUCGGACAACACCACCUUCAGCGGUGGGGAGGACAACUGCGACACGCGCUCGCACCUCAGCAACGCCUCUGCCCCCAGCCAGCCUGAGGCCGGGCCCAGCCGCAAGCGCUCUCGUGCCUCCGAUGAGUCAGGCCCGGAGCCGGAGACCUCUCACGAGGGGGGCAGAGGCAGCCCGGAGCCAGGGGGGGGCGAGGCCAGCAACAGUGAGAUCGAGCUUGUCUUCCGGCCCCACCCUGUCCUGGUGGAGAAGGGCACCUACUCCCAGACCAGGUAUGUCAAGACCACAGCAAACGCCACGGUGGACCACCUCUCGAAGUACCUGGCCUUGCGCAUCGCCCUGGAGGAGGUGCCGGGCCCGGGCCCAGAAGCCCCUGGCCUUGAGGAUGUGAGCGAGAAGCAGUACACCAUCUACAUCACCACGGCUGGGGGGGGAUUCACGACACUGAACGGAUCCGUGACGCUGGAGUUGGUGAACGAGAAGUACUGGAAGCUCAGCCGGCCCCUGGAGCUCUACUACGCCCCGACCAAGGAGCCGAAGGGACCCUGAACCCCAGACCCUCCCCCGGCCAGAGCACAAGCUAGCGGGGGGGGGGGGGGGGGGGGCUGCGCUUUGCCUGCAAGGGGGGGGGGUCUCUGAGACAAGAAGAGGACUUUUCAGAAAGAGACGCUUUUGGAGGGGGGAGGGCUAGACUGAGCUGCUUCUCGCCCCCCCCCCCCGCAAAGACCCUCGCCCUCCAGAGUAAACGAGCCCCCAUCAAAGUUCGUGCUUUCCCCUCCCGCUAAUGACUGACAGCUCCUGGCCAUGCCGGGGGGGGGGGGGAGUUCUGCUUCUGCCCCCACUUUUUUUGCAGCUGUUUUGUGGAAUUUUGUUGGUUACAGAAGUUUUGGCCUCUUUCUAA
Sphaerodactylus townsendi is the source of this 1540-nucleotide messenger RNA. It is a transcript of the gene RING1, whose product is annotated as ring finger protein 1. The coding region runs from base 157 to 1188 and encodes 343 amino acids. The record is from RefSeq and is a predicted model, not a curated record. The transcript has 7 exons. Gene Ontology annotation, cellular component: PcG protein complex; ubiquitin ligase complex. Gene Ontology annotation, biological process: negative regulation of DNA-templated transcription. Gene Ontology annotation, molecular function: ubiquitin protein ligase activity; chromatin binding. Lineage: Eukaryota; Metazoa; Chordata; Lepidosauria; Squamata; Sphaerodactylidae.